This is a messenger RNA of Culicoides brevitarsis, 2140 nucleotides long. RefSeq names its product homeobox protein 2-like. NCBI's taxonomy places the organism in Eukaryota, Metazoa, Arthropoda, Insecta, Diptera, Ceratopogonidae. The record is from RefSeq and is a predicted model, not a curated record. The transcript is spliced from 5 exons. The coding region runs from base 140 to 2140 and encodes 666 amino acids.
AGAGAAGAAAAGAAGCAGCGACCGACGAAUGAAACUUUCGGAUUAAAUGUACAUGAAAAAAAAGUGAAGAAUUUCUGACAGAAAAAUGAGAAGCAAGAAAAAUAACGGAACAGAAAAAAUAAAAACUUAAAUCUUUACCAUGUCAUCGAUUCCCGCAUCGACAAUCCAUCGUUCGACGUCAUCUUCACGAGCAAAUAACAUCGCGACAGCAAAAGGCAAUGUUCAAGUACACCCGAGUUACAGCAACAACCAGAACGGCCCAGAACGCGUUCAACAAUUGAAUAGGGAAAUUCCUGAGGAGAAUUUGUUGACUUUGGGAACCUUGCGUUAUGGCAUCCGGAUGUCUUCCAGUCCUCGGGUUACGGAACGUCGUAGUAUGUCGUUUCCUUCGUCGACGGGAACUAAUUCGACUUCUAGUACGAACUUGAGUCGAAUUCCAUCGUCGGUUUCGAGUAAUCAAACAACUUCUGUGGCAACGACGCAAAAUGGAGGAAAAGACAAGGAUUGUUGCUGCAUUGGAUCGUCUUCGUUGCCGUGGAUGCAUCAUAGUCACGAACAUCAUCAGCAUCAACAUUUCGGAGCGAAUGGAGUGAAUGGUCAAAUUAUGUCGAGGAGUACCAAGUUGCCAUUGCCUGCGAGUCAUAAUAAUAAUGUGUCUACAGGAGCGCCAACAGCAGCUAAGAAUAGAAUCGUUUCUCAGAGUAAUUUUGCUCCGCAGUACUUGAAUCAUCCGCCGUCGAGCAGUUUAUUAACGUCUUCGCAUCGGGAAGCAUCUCCGCCGACGACAGUUUGCUGCUACAACGCUGGCAGUCUCUCAAGCUCCAUUCGUGGCAAUAAUCUAAAUAACAACAAUAACAACAGCUGUAACAAAAAUCAAAACACGAAAAGUAACCUAAUUCGGUACGUGAGUCGGGCUCAAAAUAACGCCAAAAGUAAGAUUCGGGUGAAAAGUGAUCCGUGCCUCGGGGGGCUCAGUGUGAACUUGGUGCAAAUUAAUGACAAUGACGGUACGCCAGAUGACGACGAUAAAGAUGGGAAGAACCAUCAUAAAUUAUUAUUGUUGAAAUCGUCGUCGUCGUCGUCUCAAACACAAUCUUCGUCGUAUGUGAUUGGUAAAAAUAGAAACGCCGCCACCGUUUUAUGCAAACCAACAACAACAACGUCGUCGUCAGAUUAUUCAAACAAUUUUUCUGUUAAUAACAAAGCAAAAGUAAAUUAUUCGGGCGCACCGCGAACCAGCGAAAAUUUGAAUUUAUUGAAUUGUUUCGCGAACGCCUCCUACAACAAUAAUCGCCGUGAUUCACGGUCGUCAUCUGUGUGUCUCGAGCCAACCGAAGACGACGACGAAGCAGCAGAUGUUUCAUUACGUAAAAGCGAUUCGCGCAAAAGUUUAAUCGCCCGCAAUGAUUCGCAACGUUCCGAAUCCCGGAUCGCGUAUCGUGGUCACUUGAACAAAUCUUUCAAGAAACCCUCGAGUUACGAAGAACAAAUCCCGAAUCUCGCGGAAAACUUAAAUUUCAUCGAUUGUUCGUCAUCUGGCGAUGUUUCGCUUCGCAGCGAUGACGACUCGUCCAACAAUUCGCAAAAGCAGAAAAGAUCAUUUCUUCAUACAAUUCCGACCGUUAGCCCGCUUCUAACAACUCUCACGGAAAAUACGCAAAAUAAUAUCGACUUUAAUAAAAAUCAAAAUAAUAAUCAAAAUCUUAAACUGAAAGAAUUCUACGAGCAAAAAACAUUGAACACCGCCGCCGAUCUCCAUAAAUUCAAAUCAAACUCGAAUAAUAUUAAUCAGCGUUACAAGACAAUUGCCGCGAGUGAAUAUGCGAACAACUGGAAUCCGAAUGAGAAUUACCCAAAUAAUAAUAAUAAUUUUUAUGAGACGACAAAGAAUCUCGUGAAUAGUGAAAAGUCGAAUAAUAAAGUGAUCAAUAAUAAGAAUUUUAACGGAGACACGAAAAUUUCGCAAACAGUGCCGCGGAACAUAAAUACGAAUAAAAAUUUAAAGUAUUAUCAGUCGCAGCAAAUUAAUGGUAGUAGUGAAAAAUUGCAGAAUAAUCAGAUUUAUAGCAAUUGUCAGGCACUUACGAAAAGUCAACAGGAUAUUCAGAAACAGAGAGCAGGAAGUGUUCGUCGAUCGUAA